Molecule: messenger RNA, 571 nt
Organism: Gilbertella persicaria
Lineage: Eukaryota; Fungi; Mucoromycota; Mucoromycetes; Mucorales; Choanephoraceae
Exons: 1
Coding region: 53-478 (141 amino acids)
Source: RefSeq, a predicted model, not a curated record
CAUUUACUGUCUUUUCUCUUUCUUUUCUUUCCUUUGUUUGUUUAUCUUUAUCAUGGAAGGAUGGCAAUGGGCUUGUAUUGGUAUGGGUAUAGUAAUUGUAGUCAUCAGCAUUGUACUUUAUUGUCGAAAAGGAAACCGCAUGAAAGAUGAAGAAAAUACCUAUAGUAUAGAUGAAGGUAUUGUGGUCCCUAUACCUUCCAUAACGCCUGUUCCAAAAGAGACCAUAGACCACAAACCAUUCGCUACAGCCCUUUCUCCUCCUCGGCCAAUGCAAUACCAAAUCAAGAUCAAGCAACACAAUGACUAUGAUCCAACAAAAGCUAGAGGUGUGUUUAAUCUCUCCCCAGCUUAUUCUUUACCUUCCUGUACUUCUACUGCUUCCCCUCGGAAUCCAAGUCCGUUUCAGGGAUCCAUAAAAGGCAUGUGGAGAGGACCUACUCCACCUUGGACAACAAAGCAAAACAAACAAGAACAAUGACCCGAGGAAAUAUUUUGACUUAUAAAUUAGUUGUAGAAAUAAAAAUAAAAAAACCUAUUUCUUUCUUUAUGAGACAAAGACAAGAUUAUCACC